CUGAGUCAGACUCACUUGAAGAGACUUCCAGCAACCCCCGGCGACUAAUUUACAAUCUGACUGAACCUCCAGGCUCACUGAAAGCUGGCUGGUUGAGUUCUUCCAAAGACGUGUCGGGAGAUCAGGGGACCUCGCUGGUCGGGACAUUUACUCAAAACUCUCAGGUCACGAAGAAGAAAUACUUUCAAAGAUGCAGGAGAAAGUCUUGUUCACCCAGAGGAGAGCAGCAGCAGCUUUGUGCAUUGUGCUGCUGGUGCUGGCUCAGCAGGUUUGUGCAGGUCCAUUGGUCCGGUCCAGCCCUGACCAGAGUCCAGAUUCAAGUGGGGUCCACACACCGAGGAGGAUAGCUCGGAUGACCCCACUGUGGAGGAUCAUGAACAGUAAACCAUUUGGAGCUUAUUGCCAGAACAACUAUGAAUGCUCCACGGGACUCUGCAGGGCGGGAUACUGCUCCACCAGCCACCGAGCCGCCUCAGAGACCGUCAACUACUAGACGUCAACCAUCGUGUUUACAUGAGAGUGAAGCCAUAAUCCCUCUGAGGGGUUCUCACACCUGGGAUACGCACUUAUCCAGGCUUUUUUUUUUUUUUAAGAAAAUUGGAUUUAUAUUUAUAUGUGCCGAUAUGUUUCUGAUGAUAUCUAAAUGUUUAUAUGGAUUACACAGCAUGAAGUUAAGUCCAAUAUCAGGCAUGUAACGGGGGAGGGAUCAGAUGGUUGGAGGUUGAAGCAAGAGGGGAGUCAUUUAACGUUGUUGUCUUCCAUGAUGAUAUAACGUGAACAUCGGAAAUUCUUGGUUUUGCCUUAAAGUACCUGUUUUUUUUAACUGCCCAGAUCUCACAGCGGAGACUUUGUGAUUCGUAAUGACGACAAAAGAAACUUUGCCCGGCUAGUUACUGUGAACUUAACACCACAAAUGAUAUAAGUCUGAUAACAACAUUGGUAUCAGCCCUUGGUUUCACUCACACCAUGUCAUAUAUUCACACAUUUUUAAAAUCUACUGCUGUGUACAACUUUUCAUCCCAGAGGCGUCUCCACAUGACGCUGGAUAGAGCAGGGAGCAGUGUGAGCGUUUUAAAAAAAGCUCCUGACUUUUAAAUCUUCCCAGAUUUCGUCAUCGUUGUCUCGUGUCUGAUAAGUUAUCACCUGAAUGUGUCCUUCCAACCAUCCCACUGACAAAGGAACCACGUGGAAACACAUACACGAGGAAUCAUUUGGUUUGGAUUGGAUAUUUGUUUUGUGGUAUUCAUGAAAGCAAGUUAACCCAAGAAUUAUGUGGAAUCAUUUUGUAGUAAUCAACGAGACGGGUUUUUAUCAUAAAUAAAAGAACAUAAAUCAAACUGUAAGAUUAGGAAACUCGACUCGCCAGGAUCACAGUCGGCUGCUGGUGGAAAAAAGUUUGGAAAAAGAAGAAGCAAAGUAGGAAAAAGGGCAAAAAAGGAAGAUAAGACAAAGCAAAGAAUCGGAGCAGAGGUUACAAGAUAUUGAUGCAACGCUUCUUGUCAAAACUUCCAGUUAGAUCAGAAUCAUUAAAACUGUUAUUCAUAAUAUAUGUAAUGCAUGCAUAUGGUGAUUCUCUGAUAUUUAUUUUAUCCUGUGUCAAAAAUGUACCUGUCCCCAUCAUUUUAUCAUGUUUUGUUAAAUAUAUUUUUUCAUGGCAUAUUAAUGGUUUGUUUUUAGAAUAAUCAAUCGCCCCGGCUGGAGCUCAGUCGAUGUUAAAUCUGUAACCAGUAAUAUUUUAGAAAUAUCUCAGCUCAGCGUAACAAAACAUUGGGAACAGAUCGUCUUGUUUCUUUUUUUUUUGCACAUCCGUCUCCUCAGGUUGAAAAGCGAUCACUGAUCCUGCUUCGACUGGCCUUCAUAGUUUACUUCACGCACUGAGCAGGCAGUCGCUGAUGUUUGAGGAGGAUUGCACUUUUAAACCCAAAUUAUCUUUGUACUGUGUGCUGUCGGCUGUAUGUACUGUAUUACCCACAUAGUAGAGGGAACGAGGAAUAAAUCCUUGGAAAAAGCAA
Acanthopagrus latus (yellowfin seabream) is the source of this 2012-nucleotide messenger RNA. RefSeq names its product liver-expressed antimicrobial peptide 2 (gene leap2). NCBI's taxonomy places the organism in Eukaryota, Metazoa, Chordata, Actinopteri, Spariformes, Sparidae. Gene Ontology annotation, biological process: defense response to bacterium; antimicrobial humoral immune response mediated by antimicrobial peptide. The coding region runs from base 191 to 493 and encodes 100 amino acids. The transcript is spliced from 3 exons. The record is from RefSeq and is a predicted model, not a curated record.